AUGCUUGGUACAAACAUCAUUGCUUCGUCAAAUGAGUUGGUGGCUCAAACCAAUAAUGCAAACCAUCUUGUUGAAUUAUGCAGUCUUGCUGCUCUUGGCAAGAUCCAUUCAAAGGUGGCUUUGGAUAUCAUCAACUGGGAUUUCUGUCACUUUCUAGCAUUGGUCAUUGAUCGAGAUGAAACACCGAUUAGCAGAGAUAUUUUUGAUACUACGGUGGUAAAUGUUGUUGAGGCAGAGAAGUCAGCACACAGGACAUUGCAAUUUCCUAAUGAUAAGAAAUCUAUAAGGAAGUUUGCUCUUUGGAUUGGACCUGUACCAGGAUCAGCCCAAUUACCUAUGGUACUUAAGGUAAGGAGAAGCGAUUUGAAUGGCCCAGGCCUGCUUUCUGAGUCCAUCUACCAAAAAUCACUGACCAAUCAAGGAGCUCCACAGUGUCAUCAAGAUGUUAUAGUUGAAUAA
Molecule: messenger RNA, 459 nt
Organism: Dovyalis caffra
Lineage: Eukaryota; Viridiplantae; Streptophyta; Magnoliopsida; Malpighiales; Salicaceae
Source: the annotation of a GenBank genome assembly